ACUGCACUGAGGAAGCACUUCAACCCAUCACUUGGUGUUGACCUCUCCCUCAGUGGGUGAACUUGUGCCUUUGUAUCCUGAUCAUGCUUCUAUUCAUUCUUCUUCUAAAGUUAUUACAGGGAACCUCUAUUAUGACUAGGGACACACACACACACACACACACACACUAACUUUAUUUUGGAGACCAGAUGUUUUUGUCUUCCAGUGCAGAUGCUCAUUUUACCGGCCCCAUGGACACCAACGUGGUGAUCCAACACGAUGGCCAGAUAAUGUGGGAUUCCCCGGCAAUCACUAAGAGCUCCUGCAGGGUGGACGUGUCCUACUUCCCCUUUGAUGCUCAGCAAUGCCGCUUCACCUACGGCUCCUGGACCUACAAUGGAAAUCAACUAGAUAUAUUAAAUGCAAUGGAGAGCGCUGACCUGGCCGACCUGAUAGAAAAUGUUGAGUGGGAGGUGCUGGGAAUGCCGGCCAAAAGAAACGUCAUUCAGUACGGCUGCUGUGCUGACCCCUACCCAGAUGUGACCUACACACUGAAACUGAAGAGGAGAGCUUCCUUCUACGUCUUCAACUUGCUCAUACCUUGUGUGAUGAUCUCCUUUCUGGCUCCACUGGGCUUCUACUUACCAGCUGAUUCUGGAGAGAAAGUGUCUCUGGGUGUCACUGUUAUGUUGGCUCUCACCGUCUUCCAGCUGCUGGUGGCAGAGAUCAUGCCUCCCUCUGAGAACGUACCUCUAAUUGGGAAGUAUUACAUUGCGACCAUGACGAUGAUCACGGCCUCCACCGCUCUGACAAUCUUCAUCAUGAACAUACACCACUGUGGUCCAGAUGCCAAGCCUGUUCCUAAGUGGGCCAAGAAGGUCAUUUUGCAGUACCUGGCCAAGGUGUGCUUUGUCUACGAGGUGGGUGAAAACUGCCUGUCUCCACAGCCAGAAAAACAGGAACCUCCGUCGCUAAAGAAAAACAGUUGCCCGAUGAACGGACGAGCAGGAUCCGUCAAGGAUGACUGCAUAUUUAAAAGUGACAGAACAUUAGAGAGAGAGGAGACGUCAGAAGACAAGGAGGACAUGGACCAGAUGGUGAGCCCAAUUGGCUCAAUGGGGCAGAACCCCACCAACCAGUACAGCUGCUGGAAAAAUGGCAUCUUCAACAGCAUGGACUGUGAGGCUACGGUGGGUCAGAGGAGAAACAGGAAGAAUGGAACAAGCGGAGGUGAAAGUAAAGAUGGAGAAUGUAACACCUUUAACAGUCAAAACAACGAGAGGCAGCUGCUGCGCAACAUCGAGUAUAUCUCCAACUGUUACAGGGAUCAGAGGGCCACACAGAAAAGAACCGGGGAGUGGAAGAAGGUCGCCAAAGUUUUAGAUCGCUUCUUCAUGUGGAUCUUUUUCAUAAUGGUGUUCUCCUUGAGCCUUCUCAUUAUGGGCAAAGCCAUCUGACUACACCGGCAUACGAUCUUCACAGCUGUCUUCAAACUCAUGUGUGUCAGUGUCUGUAACCGAGUGACAAAUAAAGAUCUCCAUAUAAAGAUCGCAAUCUUUGUCUGAGCAUCUAAGAAAUAAACUCACAUCUUAUUUUAUAUUGUAUA
Messenger RNA from Cynoglossus semilaevis (tongue sole), 1585 nucleotides. RefSeq names its product neuronal acetylcholine receptor subunit alpha-9-II-like. NCBI's taxonomy places the organism in Eukaryota, Metazoa, Chordata, Actinopteri, Pleuronectiformes, Cynoglossidae. Gene Ontology annotation, cellular component: membrane. Gene Ontology annotation, molecular function: transmembrane signaling receptor activity; extracellular ligand-gated monoatomic ion channel activity. Gene Ontology annotation, biological process: monoatomic ion transmembrane transport. The coding region runs from base 189 to 1436 and encodes 415 amino acids. The record is from RefSeq and is a predicted model, not a curated record. The transcript has 2 exons.